GUGUCGGACAAGAAGCCCAGUUUCAAAGGGCAAUAUUUUUCACUUUUACUUACCCCUCUUCCGUCCACUUCGUCGAACUGAAUCUGUACUCCUGGACAGAUAGUUCAAAAUGGCGGUAGCAUUGGCUAAGGAAGAUAUUGACUACACCAUUAAACCGGAAGCUGCGACUCCCAGCAUUUCUACCUCCGACUGGCCUCUUCUAUUGAAGGAUUAUGAUAAGCUUCUUGUCAGAACUGGCCAUUUUACGCCGAUUCCUGCCGGCUGCUCUCCUCUCAAGCGUGAUCUUAAAUCCUACAUCAGCUCUGGUGUGAUAAAUCUCGAUAAGCCGUCUAACCCAUCUAGUCAUGAGGUUGUAGCUUGGUUGAAAAGGAUCCUGAGAACCGAAAAGACUGGCCAUAGUGGCACUCUUGAUCCGAAGGUUACCGGCUGUCUGAUCGUCUGCAUUGAUCGGGCAACUCGCUUGGUGAAGUCGCAGCAAGGCGCGGGAAAGGAAUAUGUGUGUGUGAUCCGCCUUCAUGACAAGAUCCCUGGUGGUGAAGCCCAAUUUAGACGGGCUCUUGAGACUUUGACCGGUGCCCUUUUCCAACGCCCACCAUUGAUUUCGGCUGUCAAGCGUCAGCUCCGUAUCAGAACUAUUCACGAGAGCAAGCUUUAUGAGUUCGAUAAUGAAAGGCACCUUGGUGUGUUUUGGGUCAGCUGCGAAGCGGGGACGUACAUUCGGACUCUCUGUGUCCACCUGGGUCUUCUCCUAGGCGUUGGCGCACACAUGCAGGAGCUGAGACGUGUUCGGAGCGGAGCGAUGAAUGAGCAAGAUGGUAUGGUAACUUUGCAUGAUGUUCUGGAUGCGCAAUGGAUGUACGAUAAUCAGCGUGAUGAGUCCUAUCUGCGAAAGGUCAUCCGACCACUGGAAACUCUUUUGACAACAUACAAGCGUAUUGUUGUCAAGGACAGUGCUGUCAACGCUGUUUGCUAUGGUGCAAAGCUCAUGGUGCCUGGUCUACUACGCUUUGAAGCCGGCAUCGAAGUGAACGAAGAGGUUGUACUGAUGACCACGAAGGGAGAAGCCAUCGCCAUUGGCAUUGCUCAGAUGUCAACUGUCGAGCUCUCCACCUGUGACCAUGGUGUCGUUGCCAAGGUCAAGCGUUGCAUCAUGGAACGUGACCUCUAUCCUCGCAGAUGGGGAUUGGGUCCUGUGGCCUUGGAGAAAAAGAAACUCAAGUCUUCUGGAAAACUGGAUAAAUACGGCAGAACGAAUGAGGCGACCCCAGCCAAGUGGAAGAAUGAAUACAAGGAUUACAGUGUUGCGGAAGAGACGCCCGCAUAUCAGCCUACCGAGACGACAUCGAAGGAAGAUGUUGCUGCCGCGCUGCCACCGCAAGCGGAGACUCAGUCGUCUCCGCAAGGCAAGGUAGAUGUUGACGAGUCCAAAGAUGACGAGAAGAAGCGUAAGAGGCAUGAGGGCGAAACCCCCGAGGAGCGUGCUGAGCGCAAGCGGAGGAAGAAAGAGAAGAAGGAGAAGAAAGAGAAGAGAAAGUCAAAGCAGGGAAAGGAGGAAAGCGAUGACAGCGAAUAAUUGGUUCUGGGGAAAUCUCUUUGCGACCACUUCGAGAGAUUUCUUCGGGACAUCGAUGCGCUUUACUGCGCUUGCAUGUCGGACUGCUAUUUGGGCCCAUUUCCUGUAACAUACUUGUUUUUGUUGGAGUCUGGGUUUGAAAAGGAUAUUUGAUAUUCGCUUUUAUUUUUGUUUUUAGUUAGAUAUCUUGAAAAUGCAAGUAAAUUCGCUCUGCA
Messenger RNA from Monascus purpureus, 1788 nucleotides. The record is from the annotation of a GenBank genome assembly. Lineage: Eukaryota; Fungi; Ascomycota; Eurotiomycetes; Eurotiales; Aspergillaceae.